UCCCAGUGUCCACCUCGCGGUCUUGGUGUAACUUCUGCAAAGAGAAUGGUUUGGUGAUGGCGUUCUCCCACUGACUGAUGGACGCAAAGACGAGAAGCUCAACAGAGGCAGAAGGAUCCAAAGAGAGAGGCCUGGUCCACAUAUGGCCGGCAGGAUCCUUUUCUGUAACACCGGAGAGGUUGCUAGGCUGUGGAGGAAAAACAGUUCUUCAAGCAGCCCUGGGAAUAAAACAUGGAGUUCUUUUGACUGAAGAUGGUCAAGUCUACAGCUUUGGGACUCUUCCCUGGAGACAUGAAGCAGCAGAGAUUUGUCCAAGCAACCCCCUGCUAGAACAUGCCCUGGCUGGACACUAUGUUGUUACGGUGGCGACAGGGAGUUACCACAGUGGCGCGGUGACGGAAAGUGGCACAGUGUACAUGUGGGGGGAGAAUUCGGCUGGCCAGUGCGCAGUGGCCAACCAGCAGUAUGUGGCCGAGCCACAGCCCGUCAGCAUUUCUGACUCGGAAAGCAGCCCUUUGCUGGCAGUCAGGAUCUUGCAGUUGGCAUGUGGUGAGGAACACACUCUGGCAUUGUCCAUCAGCAGAGAGAUUUGGGCCUGGGGUACUGGCUGUCAGCUGGGGCUCAUCACCUCUGCUUUCCCAGUAACAAAGCCACAAAAAGUAGAACAUCUCGCUGGGCGCGUGGUGCUACAAGUGGCCUGUGGUGCAUCCCACAGCUUAGCGCUUGUACAGUGCCUCCCUUCCCAGGAUCUGAAGCCAGUCCCAGAAAGAUGCAACCAGUGCAGCCAGCUCCUAAUGACUAUGACUGACAAAGAAGACCACGUGAUUAUAUCAGACAGCCACUGCUGUCCGCUAGGUGUGACACUGUGCGAGUCCCAGGCAGAAAACCACGCCAGCGCGGCCAUCACCCCCUCCAGUCUUGACGCCCUGGGGAACCAGGCAGAUGUGUUUGAGAGCACCAGGGGAGAAAAGGAGCUGCCUGUUGCUGCCGAGCUGAGUGCCACAAGUGUUCAGACCACCAGUGAUGAUGCCAGCUCCUCCCAACUGGACAUGAUGGGGACAGCUGAAAUUUCUUCUACCCGGAAUAUACCAUCAUACCCUGACACCCAGGCAGUAAAUGAAUACCUGCGGAAGCUGUCUGAUCAUCCCGUGAGAGAGGAGGCGGAGAACAGUGCAAAGUCGGUGCCGUGUCAGCCUCUUGUAGAAGAAGCAGUUCCUCACCUUCACAGCCCACCAACCACAAGCACCUCAGCCCUAAACAGCCUAGUGGUCUCGUGUGCAUCUGCUGUGGGUGUGAGAGUGGCUGCUACUUAUGAAGCUGGGGCCUUGUCUCUUAAGAAAGUGAUGAACUUCUACAGCACAGCCCCUUGUGAAGCUGGAGCUCAGGCCGGCAGCGGCAGUCCCCUAGGCCCAGAAGGACCGAAAGAUAGCCGCGAAGAACAGGUGAAACAGGAAUCAAUGCAAGGAAAGAAAAGCUCAAGUCUUGUGGAUAUCAGAGAGGAAGAAUCAGAGGGAGGCAGCCGAAGACUCUCUCUCCCAGGAUUGUUGUCACAAGUCUCCCCCCGGCUCUUAAGAAAGGCUGCUCGGGUGAAAACGCGGACAGUGGUUCUGACCCCCACAUACAGUGGAGAAGCGGAUGCCCUCCUGCCUUCUCUGAGAACAGAGGUGUGGACGUGGGGGAAAGGGAAGGAAGGGCAGCUCGGGCACGGCGAUGUUCUGCCCAGGCUUCAACCACUGUGUGUCAAAUGUCUGGAUGGUAAAGAAGUAAUCUAUGUAGAGGCAGGUGGCUACCAUUCUCUUGCACUUACAGCGAAAUCCCAGGUCUAUUCGUGGGGCAGCAAUACCGCCGGUCAGCUUGGACAUUCAGAUUCUCCAACAACGGUCCCUCGGCUUGCAAAGGUAAAUGGUGUAAGUGGCACCUGGAGUGUCACGGCAGGCCCAGAUUAUUCCCUGUUUUUAGUGGACACAGAAGAUUUCCAGCCUGGAUUAUAUUACAGUGGUCGACAGGUCCCGACUGAAGGUGACAGCCUUCCAGAGUCUCAGAGUGGCACUAAGAGUCCAGUACUUCUCUCCUGUCAUAAGCUUGGGUAUAUCAGCGGAGUGACAGCAGGAAAAGACAACUUUCUAACCUUGGUGGACAAAAAUAUUAUGGGCUAUAUUGCCAGUCUCCAUGAGUUGGCUACUACAGAAAGACGGUUUUAUUCAAAACUGAGUGAUAUCAAAUCUCAGGUUCUCAGACCUCUUCUCAGCUUAGAAAAUCUGGGCCCUGCAUCAACAGUCCAGCUGUUGCAGGAGGUGGCAAGCCGAUUCAGCAAGCUGUGCUACUUAAUUGGUCAGCAUGGAACCUCCCUGAGCAGCUUCCUCCAUGGGAGAAAGGAAGCCAGGAGUUUGGUCAUUCUGAAGCAUGCAGGUCUCUUCUUGGAUAGCUACACAGAGUAUUGUACAUCUAUUACAAAUUUCGUGGUCAUGGGAGGAUUCCAGCUUCUUGCUAAGCCUGCCAUUGAUUUCCUCAAUAAAAACCAGGAGCUAUUACAAGGCUUAUCUGAAGUGAAUGAUGAAAACACGCAGUUGAUGGAAAUACUGAAUACGUUGUUUUUCUUGCCAAUCGGACGUCUCCAUGAUUAUGCGAAAAUUUUGCUAAAGCUUGCUACGUGCUUUGAAGUGACCGCUCCAGAAUACCAGAAGCUGCAGGACGCCAGUUCCUGCUACGAGUGCCUUGCACUCCACCUCGGCAGGAAAAGGAAGGAAGCAGAGUACACCCUCGGCUUCUGGAAGACCUUUCCUGGGAAGAUGACGGAUUCCUUGAGGAAGCCAGAGCGCCGCCUGCUGUGUGAGAGCAGUAAUCGAGCACUCUCUCUGCAGCAUGCCGGAAGGUUUUCUGUCAACUGGUUCAUCCUCUUCAAUGAUGCCUUGGUCCAUGCCCAGUUCUCCACUCACCAUGUUUUCCCUUUGGCUACGCUGUGGGUGGAGCCACUUUCGGAGGAAGCCAGUGGUGUGAAUGGCUUAAAGGUAACUACGCCAGAGGAGCAGUUCACGCUCGUUUCAUCAACGCCCCAGGAAAAGACGAAGUGGCUGCGGGCUAUAAGCCAAGCGGUGGAUCAGGCUUUGAGGGGGACGUCCGACCUUCCACCUUACGGAAGUGGCAGCAGCCUGCCGAGGCAGGACCCGCCGAUUUCACGCAGUGCCAAGUACACUUUCUACAAGGAUCCUCGCCUAAAGGAAGCAACCUAUGAUGGGCGCUGGCUUUCAGGGAAGCCUCAUGGCAGGGGGGUUUUGAAGUGGCCCGAUGGAAAGAUGUAUUCGGGCAUGUUCAGGAACGGCUUGGAAGAUGGGUAUGGAGAGUACAGAAUACCAAAUAAGGCAUUGAACAAAGAAGACCAGUAUGUGGGCCACUGGAAAGAAGGGAAGAUGUGUGGUCAGGGAAUCUAUAGCUAUGCCUCUGGUGAAGUGUUUGAAGGCUGCUUUCAAGAUAACAUGCGUCACGGUCAUGGGCUCCUACGAAGCGGCAAAUUGACUUCCUCUUCUCCCAGCAUGUUCAUUGGCCAGUGGGUGAUGGAUAAGAAAGCAGGAUAUGGGGUCUUUGAUGAUAUCACUAGGGGAGAGAAGUAUAUGGGAAUGUGGCAAGAUGACGUGUGUCAGGGGAACGGAGUGGUCGUUACCCAGUUUGGAUUAUACUACGAAGGCAACUUUAGCCUUAAUAAAAUGAUGGGAAAUGGGGUUUUACUUUCUGAAGACGAUACUAUCUAUGAGGGAGAAUUUUCAGAUGACUGGAAUCUUAGUGGAAAGGGAACACUGACUAUGCCAAAUGGAGAUUACAUUGAAGGCUUUUUUAAUGGAGAAUGGGGAUCUGGGAUAAAAAUCACCGGAAGCUACUUCAAACCCAGUCUGUAUGAAAGUGACAAAGACAGGCCCAAAGUUUUCAGGAAACUAGGAAACCUGGCAGUGCCUGCUGAUGAGAAGUGGAAAGCUGUGUUUGAUGAAUGUUGGCGCCAGCUGGGCUGUGAGAACCCUGGCCAAGGGGAUGUUUGGAAAGCAUGGGACAAUAUUGCUGUGGCCCUGACCACCAAUCGGCGCCAACACAGAGACAGCCCAGAGAUACUGAGCCGCUCGCAGACUCAGACCCUGGAGAGCCUGGAAUUCAUUCCACACCAUGUUGGUGCCUUCUCUGUGGAGAAAUAUGAGGGCAUCAAGAAAUACUUGAUAAAGGCUUGUGACACUCCCCUGCACCCCCUGGGCGGGUUGGUGGAGACCCUGGUGGCCGUGUACAGAAUGACGUACGUGGGUGUGGGAGCCAACCGCCGCUUGCUGCAGGAGGCUGUGAAGGAGAUCAAGUCCUAUCUGAAGCGAAUUUUCCAGCUGGUGAGGUUCCUAUUUCCUGAACUUCCUGACGAGGGCAGCACAAUUCCUCUCUCUACUCCCUUGCCAACGGAAAGGAAGGCAUCCUUUUGCACUGGGAAGUCAGACUCCAGAUCAGAAUCCCCGGAGCCAGGUUACGUGGUAACGAGUUCUGGAUUGCUGCUUCCUGUGCUCCUACCUCGGCUCUACCCACCACUGUUCAUGCUCUACGCCUUGGAUAACGAUCGGGAGGAAGACGUUUAUUGGGAGUGUGUUCUGCGGCUCAAUAAACAGCCAGAUACUGCUCUUCUGGGCUUUCUUGGGGUGCAGAGGAAGUUUUGGCCAGUGACGUUGGCAGCCCUUGGAGAGAGUAAAAAGGUUCUGCCAACCACGAAAGAUGCUUGUUUUGCCUCGGCAGUAGAAUGUCUACAGCAGAUUAGCACGACAUUCACUCCAUCUGACAAACUGAAGGUCAUCCAGCAGACGUUUGAAGAGAUCUCUCAGAGUGUCCUGGCCACACUCCAGGAAGACUUCUUGUGGUCCAUGGAUGACCUGUUUCCAGUCUUCCUGUAUGUGGUGCUACGAGCCAGGAUUAGGAAUUUAGGCUCUGAAGUACACCUUAUUGAGGAUCUAAUGGACCCGUAUCUUCAGCAUGGGGAGCAGGGUAUAAUGUUCACCACCUUGAAGGCCUGUUACUACCAGAUCCAGCGUGAAAAGCUUAACUAGGCUGCUGUUGAGCCUGAGAACUGGGUUGACUGCCCAAGGGCUACAGCGCCACCUGGCGUUCUGUAGUGGGAAAAGGAGCAGCGCUGACGUGGAGGAGGACACUGUUCUUCUGGUUGUUAUUUCUGGGCCUGUUAUGAACGGUCAGAGCCCUGGCCCGGGGAAAACAACUGUCCAGUUUAAAGGGAGGCUUGAAAAGAAUGUCACAAUCAGAUUAGACCAUGUAUUGGCCUAUGUUAAGUUUCAACAACAUCAUCCAUCUACUGUUAGAAGAAAAAAAAGAAGAUACCUAUUUCUAAAGUAAAAGGCACGCCAACUACACAGUCUUAAGAAAAGGUUUCAGUCUAGCUUCUUACAUUAAAGAAGUUGAUGAGUAGUUCUGAGAUUCGGGUUUACCCGAAUCCAUCGGCGGUUACCCCUCAUUUCCCUUUGCAAGAGGCCAAUUGGACUGGAAACUACAACAGCCACAUUCUGCCUGCUGACAUCCCUGCGACCUCAUGUGCAUCGGGCUCCUUUGCUGAAGGAAAGAAAGCGGACCUUUCAAACUGCAGUUUUAACUUCUCCUGAGCUUUCCCCUCUUCAUGACGGGAAAGGCUCUAUGCUGUGACAACUCUGCCCUGACCCCCGAACAUGGAAUGUGUCCACACAGGAGCCCUGCCUCCUGGCUAGAAAGAACGUAGGAGUGUUGCUCUUGGUCUCCUCACUGUGCGAGGAGAGAGCCAAGUACACUGGAGUUCAAACGCUGGCGCUGAGCUACUGUAGAACCUCUCCCGGGUGCAGGCCUGCACGUGGGAGUCAAGAGCCGCAUGCAGACUGGGCCGCACCCCCACCCCAACGGGACUGCACCAAGGGCUGUCCAGAAGCUGAGAAGCCCAGCCAGUGCCGUGCUUCUUCCUGUACCUCACCCUGAAGCCACGGGGGAAGGCAAAGUGAAACACGCUUUGGUGUUUCCCAUCUCCGAAGUAUUGUGACACCUCAGAAUUUCAGUGUUUUGCAUUUUGCUUUUUAAACAGAUGUUCCAGUGUGGUUUGAAGUUGUUGGUUUACACUGUGUAUGUAACACUAGAAGCUGUUUUGAAUAACAUGGGUGCUCAUCUCAUCUCAUCUCCUACCCCCCAUGGGGGUGGGCGGUGGGCCUCCUGACUAAUGUCAAUCGACCCAGCUCAUGCUAACCACUUUGGAAAAAGGAUCAUGGUUUCUGCUCUACUUUAUAAUCAAGGCAAGUGUUUAUUAACAUCCUGUUUUGGAAUGUCGGCUGUAAGGUAGCAGCCAUUUUCAUAAUAAAAUAAAUUCAUCUUUC
This is a messenger RNA of Echinops telfairi (small Madagascar hedgehog), 6356 nucleotides long. It is a transcript of the gene ALS2, whose product is annotated as alsin Rho guanine nucleotide exchange factor ALS2. Bases 78 to 5060 code for a protein of 1660 amino acids. Gene Ontology annotation, molecular function: guanyl-nucleotide exchange factor activity. The transcript is spliced from 34 exons. The record is from RefSeq and is a predicted model, not a curated record. Lineage: Eukaryota; Metazoa; Chordata; Mammalia; Afrosoricida; Tenrecidae.